GAGGCAGAGGCAGCGGAUCUCAGAUCAGAAACACCGGGAGCUCCUUGGGCGAGCGGCAGUGCCAGCCUGGUCCCCGCGCUGGGACCCCGCCUGGCCCCCUGCCUGCCCCCGGCCAUGGCUUUCCACCCGCUCUCCUGGCUGCUCCACUUGGCUGUGCUCUGCCCUCUGGUCCUGCUGCUGGCGGGACAGCAGCACGCUUCGAACAAAUGCAGCAACGAUUGCAAGGUGAUGACCAAGGAGAUCCCCCGGGACCGCCUAGCCAGCUACCAACGAACAGAACCAUCUUGCCGCAAACGCGCCAUCAUCUUGACGACCAGAAAGAACAGAACAUUCUGUGCGGACCCCAAGGAGAAAUGGGUGCAGGAAGCCAUGGAGUAUCUGGACCGCAAGGCCGGUCCCUCCUCUGAGAAGCUGACGGGACCCAUAAUUGCUCCGGCCAUCACUGGCACCACCAAAACCACCAACACCACUGCCACAUCCUGGCAGAGCUCUUACCAGCCUAGAGUGGACCACAGGGCUGAAGGGAAGGCCUCUGAAGCUGCCUCCACCCAGACCCCCCCCACCCAGGCCCUCCCCACUGAUCCCCCCUCCACCCAGGUCCUCCCCACUGAUCCCCCCUCCACCCAGGCCCCCUCCACCCAGGCCCCCUCCACCCAGGCCCUCCUCACUGAUCCCCCCUCCACCCAGGCCGGCUCCAUCCAGAACCCCCCCACCGAUACCCCCUCUCCCCAGGCCGCCUCCCCACAGGCCCCCGCCAUUCCCCACACAGCCCCGGACCCUGGGCAGGACCUCACGCUGCCGCAGAGCCCCCUAGGGUCCCGUCCGGCUCACCCGGAUGCCGUCACCGGGCCCCGCGUCUCCGCGGCCCCCAGCAAGGAGCAGGGGAGCUCGGACGGCCAGAGGCAGGACGACUUCCCCACCACGCCCGAGGCCACCCGGAGGCAGGCGGUGGGGCUGCUGGCCUUCCUGGGCCUGCUCUUCUGCCUGGGGGUGGCCACGCUCACCUACCAGCGGCUGCAGGGCUGCCCCCGCGGCGCGGUGGGGGACAUGGUGGAGGGGCUCCGCUACGUGCCCCGCAGCUGUGGCAGCAACUCCUACGUGCUGGUGCCCGUGUGAGCGGCUGCCUGGGGCCCCCCAUCCUCCCUCCUCCCCUCCCCUGGGCCUGGCCCGAGCGGGGAGGAUGGAGGCAGGGAGGCAGGACCCCCCCAGGUGGGACUGUCCCGGUUCCUGGCAGACGCGGGAGGCCCAUUGGCCAUCCACGCCCUGCUGGAGGCGGAGGGGUGGCCUCCGAAACUCACCCCAGUGCCCCCACCCCGGUCAGAACACUCUGCUGCUGCUGAAAGGGUCCCUCUGACACCUCCCAGCCCCGACAGACAACUAUUUAUUGACGUCUCCGCCCCUGUCCCCAUGGCGGUACCACGUCAUCCCUCUCGGGCCAGGCCCCUCUGCACACCCCCUCCGACCUCAUCGUGUCCCGUGGUCCCUCGGCCGCCUGCGGGGCCGGCCCCCCGCCCCCCACCACUACGGAGCCGGUGCCCUGGCCGGGACCUGUCUUUGCUUGCAUGAUUCCGGCGUGGCGUCUGCGGGCGGCUGAGUGAGGCAGCUGAAGUCGCCGGGCCGGUUGGACUGUCUCCCGCCUCGGUCUCUGCUGAGCGGGGAGGGAACACUGACUCUGAGCGUGAGGCCCGGGUUCUAGGCCCAGGCCCACCACCAAACCUGACGAGGCGCCCGCCCUGCCCCUCCGGCAAGUGUGUGGCAGUAACCUGUCCCCCGACGGGCAUCACGCUGUGGGCCGGAGACCCCUGUGCCCAGAUCCGGGUACAGCUUCACAUCCGUCAUCCACGGAGCACCUGAGCCAGUCAGCAAGGCAGGCACCGCCCUGGGGCCCGGAGGGGCCAGCAGCCCAGCCCUGCCCUGUUGGAGGGAGCCGCACGGGGGGCCCAGAAUGGGGAGUGGGCUGCGGUACGUGGGGGGCAGAGACCAAUUGUAAAGGCCCCUUCCUGACCUGGAGAGCAGGCCCUCUCUGUCCAUCAGGCGUCCAGGGACACUGAGAUGGCCCUGGUGACAUGUGACAGGCUGAAGGAGGAGGGGCGCGGGCAGGCUCCGGGGAAGGCUGAGCCCUGCCUGGGGGCGGGGGGCAGGGGCUUUGGGGGGAGGGAGGCGGGGCAGGGUCCAGGGAGAAACUGCAGGGAGCAGCCACACUCCUGUUAGGGCUCCGGGCCGCCUCUCCGGCUCCCCGUCCGCACGCUAUGUCCUCCCCCCCCUCCCCUUUGCCCCCGAGGCAGGCAGGCCCGGGAACGUCCCUGACGUUUCCCAUGAGCUCAGAAUCCACUGCCGACACCUGAGGUUCCGUGUUUAUUUCUGGAAGGAACUCUGCCCUGUGGGGAGGAGCCGAGGGGGGAGGGGAUAGCGUGUGUGUGUGUGUGUGUGUGUGUGUGUGUGUGUGUUUUGGGGGUGGGGGUGGUAAGGGGUUCCUUUGGCUGCUGAGGGUGCAGGCAGGCCUGGGUGAGACCGGCAGCUGCGGCUGGCCAGCACCCCACCCAGAACUGGACCUGCAGCCCCUCCCCCUCCCCCCACCUGGGGUGCCUGAGGGCAGCUCCCAUCUCCCUCUGAUUGUCCCCAAGGCUGACCCUUGCACUCCACCUGAGAAGCCUCCCAGGGUGGGGCUCCUCCGGGUACAGGUGACGGAUCCUUUUAUGGCGGAUGCUCAGCUCGGGUCCACAGGGACGUGGUUCGGGCCGGCCGACCCCCCCGCCCCGCUCCUCCCGCUGGACACGGCACCCCCUGUUUGGGCUUGGGGGGGCACUUUUGGGAGAAUAGCACGUCUGAAUGCACUUUGACGGGCUCCUCCCUGCUGGGAGCCCUCCAGGAGGGGGGCCCCCAUGGUGGGGUCCCCCUCCUUUGUCAGAAAGCAGCUGGGGCCGCUGGCCCCCGCCCCCAGGACUUUGUUAGCUCCCCCCCCACACACGGGGAUACGGACCGGGACGAUUGGGGGGGGGCCUUUAGAAGGAGGUGGUCCCUCCUCUUGGCUUUCCAACCCCAUCCCCAAUGUCUGCGCCAUUUUGUAUUUUACUAAUAAAACGGGAAAGUCUUGUGGAUCAAA
Messenger RNA from Pipistrellus kuhlii (Kuhl's pipistrelle), 3103 nucleotides. RefSeq names its product C-X3-C motif chemokine ligand 1 (gene CX3CL1). Gene Ontology annotation, cellular component: extracellular region. The transcript has 5 exons. The record is from RefSeq and is a predicted model, not a curated record. Gene Ontology annotation, molecular function: CCR chemokine receptor binding; chemokine activity. Lineage: Eukaryota; Metazoa; Chordata; Mammalia; Chiroptera; Vespertilionidae. Gene Ontology annotation, biological process: positive regulation of GTPase activity; positive regulation of ERK1 and ERK2 cascade; lymphocyte chemotaxis. Bases 115 to 1116 code for a protein of 333 amino acids.